Molecule: messenger RNA, 720 nt
Organism: Episyrphus balteatus (marmalade hoverfly)
Lineage: Eukaryota; Metazoa; Arthropoda; Insecta; Diptera; Syrphidae
Exons: 1
Coding region: 1-720 (239 amino acids)
Biological process (GO): proteolysis
Molecular function (GO): aspartic-type endopeptidase activity
Source: RefSeq, a predicted model, not a curated record
AUGCGAGCAUUGUUGGAUUCUGGUUCUGAGGCGUCGUUUAUCACAGAGUAUGCUGCCCAAUUGCUACAGCUUAAAUCUCAAGCAACUCAAAUGGGGGUUUCCGGGUUGGGUUUAGUCAGCAGUGGCAAAUCUCUUAAAAUGGUGGAUAUCACUUUUGCUUCACACCAUUCCACUUUUGCAACAACAGUGCAGGCUUAUGUAUUAAAGUCACUGACUGGCCAUUUGCCGGCCCGGACCCUUCACGUUGAGAAUUGGACCCAUCUCAACGAUUAUGUGCUAGCUGAUCCUGAAUUUUUCAAAUCAUCCAAAAUUGAUAUUUUGCUUGGCAGUGAUGUCUUAGCCGAACUUUUGUUGCCGGAGCUCAUCCCACCAACAGACAAGUUGAUGCCAGUCAUGCAAAAUACAACACUGGGAUGGAUCUUAUUCGGAAAGGCUCCAAUUGUAUCUGAAUCAAGUCAACAAGUCAGAAGUUUUUUGCAAAUUUUACAAACAGACCUUCGAAUAUUCUGGGAAUUGGAAGAAGCACCGUUCAAGCCAUACUUAAAAGCCGAAGAUGUUGAAUGCGAAAAUCAUUUUAUCAACAAUGUUCAACGGACAGUUGAUGGACGCUAUCAAGUGGCAUUACCGUUCAAGGGAAAUGUUCAUCCUGUUCUUGGCGAUUCGUAUCAAAGUGCUUUACGGCGAUUCUAUGGACUUGAGAGGCGUCUUGAUGCAAAUUAA